AUGUUCAUGAUCAUUCGGGAGACACCAGCAGCAGGAGGCGCUCCGGGUGCUAUGAGCGCUCCGCCCGAAAGGACUGCAAAACAGGUUCAAGCUGCGAUCAAGAAGAAAGUGGAGAAGCAGAAGAAGAGAAGAGACGGGCAGGAAAAGACGUCCGGCGAAGUCCCAACGCCGCAGACGCGUCGACAAAAGAAAGUGGUGAGGCCAAACCCCACCGUGGAGGAGGCGCACGCACUAGAGAAGACCCUGGAGGAGCUGAUGGAGGGACCACACCGAAAAGAGCCCGAGGAGCCAGAGAAGGAGGCGGAGCCAGUGGACCUGCUACCCAUUGUCACCUCUGUGUUCGGACAGGACAGGGAGCUGAGGCCCGAGGAGAUUGAUGAGCUGCGAGAGGCAUUCACAGAGUUUAUGAACAAAGACGGAUACAUCAGUCACAAUAAUCUGGGCGAGUGCAUGAGGACGAUGGGCUACAUGCCCACGGAGAUGGAGCUGAUCGAGCUGAGCCAGCAGAUCUGUGGAGGCAAAGUCGACUUUGAGGACUUUGUAGAACUCAUGGGACCAAAGAUGUUGGCCGAGACUGCAGACAUGAUUGGGGUCAAAGAACUGCGGGAUGCAUUUAAGGAGUUUGACUCCAACGGCGACGGCUUGAUCAGUUUGGCAGAGCUGCGUGAGGCCAUGAAGAAGCUGAUGGGGGAACAGGUGACAAAUCGGGAGAUCAAUGAGAUCCUGCGUGAGGUGGACCUGAAUGGGGACGGGCUGGUGGACUUUGAGGAGUUUGUGCGGAUGAUGUCGCGCUAAUGCUUCCACCUGUCAGAGGGGCAGACCGACAUUAUGCAAUAGCUGUUUAAAACACUGAAAUGAAUGAACAUCUGCUCAUCGGACCAUGGUUUUCUAUUAAAGGAAAUGUUAUAAAUAUAUAUAAUAUAUAUACAAUCAUAAGCAUCUAAAC
Molecule: messenger RNA, 946 nt
Organism: Periophthalmus magnuspinnatus
Lineage: Eukaryota; Metazoa; Chordata; Actinopteri; Gobiiformes; Gobiidae
Gene: cabp2b
Product: calcium binding protein 2b
Exons: 7
Coding region: 1-795 (264 amino acids)
Molecular function (GO): calcium ion binding
Source: RefSeq, a predicted model, not a curated record